This is a messenger RNA of Phanerochaete carnosa HHB-10118-sp, 324 nucleotides long. RefSeq lists its product as uncharacterized. Gene Ontology annotation, molecular function: transmembrane transporter activity. Lineage: Eukaryota; Fungi; Basidiomycota; Agaricomycetes; Polyporales; Phanerochaetaceae. The record is from RefSeq and is a predicted model, not a curated record. The coding region runs from base 1 to 324 and encodes 107 amino acids. Gene Ontology annotation, biological process: transmembrane transport. The transcript is spliced from 3 exons.
AUGCUGGUGUGUGAAGUCUGGGUGUUCAUCGUUGGAAAUAUCAUUGCCGGCACAUCGCGCUCCCUAUCGCAGCUUGUUGCGGGGAGAAUGGUUGCAGGCGUCGGUGGUGCAGGGCUACUCUCGCUGUGUACUAUCAUUGUGAGCCAGCUGACUAAUGAGAGACAAAGGAGCACGUAUCUCAACCUAAUCAAUGCGGUAUUCAUCAUUGCGGACUCGCUUGGUCCGAUUCUCGGCGGACUGCUAGCCAAGUCUGGCAACUGGCGAUGGAUCUUCCUUCUGAACGCGCCAAUUGGCCCCCUCAGUGAGUACGUAUCCUCACUGUAG